Toxotes jaculatrix (banded archerfish) is the source of this 2244-nucleotide messenger RNA. It is a transcript of the gene dorip1, whose product is annotated as chromosome 17 C14orf28 homolog. Bases 257 to 1276 code for a protein of 339 amino acids. The transcript has 5 exons. The record is from RefSeq and is a predicted model, not a curated record. NCBI's taxonomy places the organism in Eukaryota, Metazoa, Chordata, Actinopteri, Toxotidae.
CCUCGGUUCGGCUUUACCGCCCACGGAGAGGGAAGUGUUGAGACGUAGUUACGCCGAGAAUCAGCAGAGGGCAGCACUGUAUUUAUACAGCGAAAAAAAAGAGCAGUGUUUAUAUGGGCCCAACUUAAUGUCUUAUCCAGGUUUAUCCCCCGCUAAGGUGUCACCAUCAAGGUAUUCAUUAGAAGGUGCUAGAAAAUACUAUACUUGCCUAUCUGGCGUUUAGUCCGAUGCAAGACAUGAAGAAAUACAGGGAGCUAUGGAGAGUAGAUUCUGUGUUUUGAACGACACCGAAGACCUCCAAACGCGAAUUUCAAACACUGAGAACAACCUCCACUUCGAACGGUCUAAAACGCUGUUUGAGGAAAUCCGUGCCUCUAUUAAUAACAAUGACGAAGAGGACCGUUCUUUCUGGAGGCCUGUGCUGCCUUGGGGUGGCGUCUAUACCAUUAAGGCUGGACGGAAAGCCAUAUCAUGCACCCCUCUGUACGUCAAAAUCAACCUAAAAAACACCUGCACCAUUGAUGGCUUCCUCAUGAUCCUGUAUGUGAUCCUGCGGGACAACCAGGGCUUUUCCAGAGAGCUGGCCGUCUUCCUGGGCAAGCAGUUUGUGGAGUAUUUCCUCUACCUGAUGGACUCCUGUGACUACACCACAGUGAAGAUGCUGUGGAUCUGGGACAGGAUGUCUAAAAGACAGUACCGCUCAGAGAUCCACCAGGCAGCACUGGAGAUUGACCUGUUUGGUAAUGAGCAUGAGAACUUCACAGAGAACCUGGAGAACCUCUUGUCCACCAUGCAGGAGAGCCUGUGCACCAACUGGAGCUGUCCUGCCCGCUUCCAGGAGUUCGUCAAGACUACAAUCAACAUCAGCCCUCCUCAUGAGCUGCCUCACAGAGACCCCAUUCAGUCGGCCGUGGACGAGUUCUUCUGCCCCAAGCUCCUGCUCUGCACAGAACUGGGGUGUGAUGGACUAAGGGAGCUCUCUCAGAGGGUUUUCUGUCAUGGACCUCCACCUUUUGUCAUUCUCAACAUGCAGCAGUGGAAGUCAGAGGAGCUGUCCUAUGUUCCUUACCAUCUAGCUCUCUGUCAGCACAGGUACUUACUAGAGGGCGCCACACUCUUCAACAAGGAGGAGCAUCACUAUUCUGCAGCCUUCCAGAUUGACGGCUGCUGGAUGCACUAUGACGGGUUGAGGAGUGACAAUCUGAUCCUCUUACACAAGCCACCAGAGCUCCUGCUGCUGUCCUCUCUGGUCUACAUCCGUGCCUCCGACAAGUGAACUCAGGAGUCGCACUAAGCACAAGAGUGAAAGCAUUCAUCCACCCUGCCUAUGAUUAUUUUGUCAUGACUACGUGGAUGCCAUUGCAUUACUGUAAUCAUGCUCCUCUACUUAUCCCAUCAUUAGAAUUUUUAAUUCAUUCCUGUUAGCAUUUACUCCCUCUGUUAGCUGUAACAGUUCUGAAUGACACAUGCUCCUUUUCACCUGAAUGCUUGCAGAAAGCUUACUGUGCAAAAUGAAAAUGACUUCUUUUUGGGCAUGCUUGGAAUCCAAGAAUAUAAUGGACUAUAAUAGUUCUGGGUUGAUAUGCAUAAAUGACCACAACAAUGAAUAAUGCACACAGUAUGCAUUACCUGCCACACAGGGGAGACUUAUAUGAUUUUAAAAAAUGUCAAGGUUGUUAAAUGGAUUACACUGUGAGGGUGCAUUUUCUAAUUAGGAGCCUUGUAUAGCAGAUAGCAUUGACGGUGUACCACAUUUUUACAUGUGUGCAGUCUUGCUAAGGUCUGUUUAACUUUACAUUUAUGCAUAUCAGCACGUUCCUAAAAUUGAAUUGGUGCUUUUUCUAUGUACACUGUGGUCUGAGGAUGAGAAACAACCAAACAGGAUCAUGGUCCAUGUCAGGUUAACUCUUUUUUUUCUUAGGAUGCUUAAAUGAGUGAGUGUCAAAAUACAAAGUUCAUAAAUCAAACACAUGUUGAGGACUUAAAAUAAUACCUGUUUGGCUUCCAAGCCACUGAGCUGGCAGCAUGUCCGUAUUGAUAAAUUGAAUUCAAAAAUUCUACCACUCUAGGUCUGCACACACUGCGGUCUUCAACACAGAAAUGAUGUAAAUUUACAUGUUAUUUUGUAAUAGUUUUUAACCUCAAAGAAUUACCGGUAUCACACAGUGCCUCUGCCAAGGAAAGUUUAUGAAAGUUGUGCAUAAAUUCUCUAUCAAGACCAGUUUUCGAUGGCUUUUUUUUUUU